Molecule: messenger RNA, 1315 nt
Organism: Exophiala oligosperma
Lineage: Eukaryota; Fungi; Ascomycota; Eurotiomycetes; Chaetothyriales; Herpotrichiellaceae
Exons: 4
Coding region: 362-913 (183 amino acids)
Source: RefSeq, a predicted model, not a curated record
GUGAGGGCUGCGGCCAACGGCGAACAGCCAACGCAACUACGACUGAAUACUUUCACUGUCUAAUAACAACCAUUCCUUUAUAUUAUUUUAGCUUCCACCACGUCUUCUUCACAUAUAUUGUACUUUGCGGCCUUUGCGCUACCAAGUACGACCAGUCUUGCCUCGAUCCGGUCUUCGCCACUCCAUUUCCCUCAAUCGUUACUCAUCCUGCUGGUCGUCCAUCUUGUGCCCUUUGCCUCUGCUAUUUCACUGCGCUCUUCGAUCACAGGCUUUGCCAGACACUCACAGCGAUCGCCUAACACGAUUUUUGAGACCCCGAGCCAUUAACGAGACCUCUGCCUCUACCAUACAAACCGCCAAGAUGAUGAAAAUAUGGUCAAUGAAGCAGCAGCAGCAGAAGGAUGAGCAAGCGCAAGGAACAACACAGAAGAAGAAGAAAGUCACGGCAGCGCAAUUGCGUGUACAAAAAGAUCUGAGUGAGGUUUCUCUCGGAUCAACCAUGAAGACUACAUUUCCAAACCCUGACGAUAUCCUCAACUUUCAACUUACUAUCGAACCGGAUGAAGGCAUGUACAAGGGUGGCAGCUUCGUAUUUAAUUUCGCCAUCAACCAGAAUUACCCUCACGACCCACCUAAGGUCAAAUGCAUUCAGAAGAUCUACCAUCCAAACAUCGACCUAGAAGGAAACGUGUGCUUAAACAUUCUGCGAGAAGACUGGAAGCCUGUGUUGAACUUGAACGCUGUCAUCGUCGGCAUGCAGUUUCUCUUCUUAGAACCCAAUGCUUCCGAUCCAUUGAACAAAGAAGCGGCCGAGGACCUGAGAAAUAACCGAGAAGGAUUUAGAAGAAAUGCACGAACAGCAAUGGGUGGUGGUUCGGUUAGAGGCCAAACCUACGACCGCGUGUUGCGGUGAUACCUCCAAAGAUCUUAGACACGAUAGAUACGACGAAUGACACAACUUCAUACUGAUCAGGACUUGCAAGAGUCUCCGUCAAGGUGUUUGGAGGUCGCCUUGCAUACUUAGAGAAGAGGCAUCCCGGGAGAUGGCGAGGGUGAUGUACAGAAAAGCUGUAUACCGAUACAAGAAAUGAAAAUUCCAGAUAUUGGCAGCAACCCAAGGGCAAGCCUGAACAGCCGUGACAAUGCCUGCAAGACUGCUCUUAAAUAUCCGUACUGCGAAUAGAUACCAAUAAGGCGGUGAUAUUCCUAUGCCUUGGUCCAGACUGCGACUCGGGGAGACUAGAAAUUGUCCGAAACCUCUAUCCGUUCUCGGAGCCAAGCCCAAGGUUGGGGGGCCAAUGAGGAGAGACACCGG